Molecule: messenger RNA, 3231 nt
Organism: Dryobates pubescens (Downy woodpecker)
Lineage: Eukaryota; Metazoa; Chordata; Aves; Piciformes; Picidae
Gene: NFE2L1
Product: NFE2 like bZIP transcription factor 1
Exons: 6
Coding region: 348-2669 (773 amino acids)
Biological process (GO): regulation of transcription by RNA polymerase II
Cellular component (GO): nucleus
Molecular function (GO): DNA-binding transcription factor activity, RNA polymerase II-specific; RNA polymerase II cis-regulatory region sequence-specific DNA binding
Source: RefSeq, a predicted model, not a curated record
GGUCGGGAAAAAUCAGCCCUUGGUGGGCUGAUUUCCUCAGCUCCUUGGGAACCCGCCGUGUGCCGCCGUAGUGGGUCCAUGUGGGACGCUGAGAGAGGGUGGUGCCCGGUCGGGUGCGUUAUCGCCUUCGCUCUGCUUCUGUUUUCAGCUGCUGAUGAAAUUGCAACCAGAAGACUCUUUGGACCUUUCCGUGGUCGGAACCUUUGACUCCUGAACGGUUGCUUCAGGAAGCUUCAAAGAGCAGAAGGAAAAAGGAGCAGAAUCGGAGGGAGCAGACCCCUGUCCUGCAGCGUGGGGAGCUGGGGGGGGGUGAGAGGAAGCAGCUGUAUGUGGAGUUUGUGGACAAAAUGCUCUCUCUGAAGAAAUACUUCACUGAAGGCCUCAUCCAGUUCACCAUCCUGCUCAGCUUGAUCGGCGUUCGCGUGGACGUGGACACCUACCUGAACUCCCAGCUCCCCCCUCUGCGGGAGAUCAUUCUUGGCCAGAGCUCUGCUUACACCCAGACCCAGUUUCACAACCUGAGGAACACCUUGGAUGGAUAUGGCAUCCACCCAAAAAGCGUAGACCUGGACUAUUACUUCACUGCUCGCAGGUUGCUCAACCAAGUGAGGGCCCUGGACAGGUUUCAGGUGCCCACCACCGAGGUCAGCGCCUGGUUGGUGCACAGGGACCCCGAGAGCUCCGUGGCCGGGAACCAGCCCAGCGCUGGCAUCGCCCUAGAGAACGGCGGCGGCCUGCAGGAUGGCAGCAGCCCUGACAAUGGGGUGAGGGAGAGUGGAGCUGAGCAGGGAUUUGGGGAAGAACUGGAAGAUUUGGGAGCGGUGGCUGCCCCCGCGAACGGAGACUUGACCAAAGAGGACAUCGAUUUGAUUGACAUCCUGUGGAGACAGGAUAUUGAUCUCGGCGCUGGGCGAGAGAUUUUUGACUACAGCCACCGGCAGAAAGAGAGCGAAGUGGACAAAGAGCUGAGCGAUGGGAGGGAGCGAGGGGACAGCUGGAGGAGCGGAGGGAACGAGGUCUUGGAUAGAACCCUACUAGUUGAUGGAGAGACUGGGGAGAGUUUCCCUGCACAGGUGCCUGGUGCAGAGGAUCAGACAGCCCUGUCCCUGGAGGAGUGCCUUAGACUGCUGGAGGCCACCUUCCCUUUCGGGGGGAAUUCGGAGUUUCCAGCUGCGGAUGUCUCCACCCUGAGCGAAGCUGUGCCCGGCGAGAGCAGGUCUGCAGGCAUCCAGAGCAACCUGCUGUCUCCUCUCCUCGCCGAGACCGAGUCGCCCUUCGACCUGGAGCAGCAGUGGCAGGACCUCAUGUCUAUCAUGGAAAUGCAGGCUAUGGAAGUGAACAACACGACCGCCGAGAGCCUCUACAACAGCACGAGCGGAGACCUGCUGGCUUCGAACUACAGCCUCGCUCCCAACACUCCCAUCAAUCAGAAUGUCAGCCUGCAUCAGGCCUCUCUGGGGAGCUGCUCCCAGGACUUCUCCCUCUUCAGCUCCGAAAUCGAAAGCCCUUCCUCCAUGGCUGGCAGCUCGGCCUUGCUUCAGCUGGCGCCGGAUAACUCCACCGGCCUCAACACCACCUUCGGCUCCACCAACCUGAGCGGCAUCUUCUUCCCUCCCCAGCUGAACAGCACAGUCAACGAGACAGCCGGCCCCGAGCUGCCAGACCCCCUGGGUGGGCUCCUGGACGAAGCCAUGCUGGAUGAGAUCAGCCUGAUGGACUUAGCCAUCGAAGAAGGGUUCAACCCGGUGCAGGCCUCGCAGCUGGAAGAGGAGUUCGAUUCCGACUCAGGUCUUUCUCUGGAUUCUGGCCACAGUCCUGCUUCGCUGAGCAGUUCAGAAGCCUCCUCCUCCUCCUCCUCGUCCUCCUCUUCCUCUUCUUCCUCCUCUUCCUCCUCCUCCUCCUCGUUUUCUGAGGAAGGAGCUGUGGGUUACAGCUCAGACUCCGAAAACGUGGACUUCGAAGAGGCCGAAGGGGCGGUUGGCUACCAGCCAGAGUACAGCAAGUUCUGCCGCAUGAGCUACCAGGACCCGUCCCAGCUCCAUUACCUGCCUUACCUGGAGCACGUUGGCCACAACCACACCUACAACAUGGCCCCGGGGGCCCUGGAGAGCGAGGAGCCCAAACUGCCCAGCGUGGGGAAGAAGAGCGGCAAGAAGCCCUCCGAGUUCCUGGACAAGCAGCUGAGCAGGGACGAGCACCGGGCCCGGGCCAUGAAGAUCCCUUUCACCAACGACAAGAUCAUCAACCUGCCCGUGGAGGAGUUCAACGAGCUGCUCUCCAAGUACCAGCUGAGCGAGGCCCAGCUCAGCCUGAUCCGAGACAUCCGCCGGAGGGGCAAGAACAAGAUGGCCGCCCAGAACUGCCGCAAGAGGAAGCUGGACACCAUCCUCAACCUGGAACGGGACGUGGAGGACUUGCAGCGGGACAAAUCCAAACUGCUCAGGGAGAAGGUAGAGUUCCUCAAAUCCAUCCGGCAGAUGAAGCAGAAGGUGCAGAACCUCUACCAGGAGGUGUUCGGCAGGCUGAGGGACGAGAACGGCCACCCCUACUCCCCCAGCCAGUACGCCCUGCAGUACGCCAGCGACGGCAGCGUCAUCUUGAUACCCAGGGCCGUGGCCAACCAGCAGGCCCGGCGGCAGGAGCGCAAACAGAAGGACAGGAGGAAGUGAAGGGGACAAGGCUGGCGAUGCGGGAGAGGAGUCUGGGGCAACUCCCUUGAGCAGAGAGAGGACUGGAGAAGGGCUGAGCCUGGAAGUACUUUGUAAGGGACUUUCCGAUGCCUUCUUAUCCGAUAAUAUCUUCUCGAACAAACAAAACGGACACCAAGGUGACUGCUGCCGGGAGGCUGGCAGCACCUGCAGGCUUCAGGGGGCUUCCCCCCUAACUGGGGGAGGAACUGGGAGGAGAGGACACCCUGGCACUGGUGUUUGAGCCCAGCACCUUUCCACCACCCUGGAAUCCUUUGAGCACAGGAUAUGAGCUGGUAGCAAACUGGCGGCGAGAGAGAGAGAGAGACAGAGGCAGAGGUGGGGGCAAACAAAGCAAAACAAACAACAAACUACUGUUAGGAACUGGCUUUAAAUAAGAGAUUUCAAAGCAAAUGAACUGAGAACAAAGUUAGAGGAGAGACAUUUGUCUGAACUUCCAAAGUUCUGUGAUUUCAGGUAGUUGGUUUCUUCUUUUCUUUUCCUUUUUGUUCUUUUCCUUUGCCCUUUUCUUCCUUGUUCUUUU